AUGGGGGUCGACCGAUACAUCGAGGAAAAUGAUUGGCACAAGUGGGAUUCAAUGUGCCUGCCAAAGUCUAGGGGUGGGUUGGGUUUUCAUGAUCUCAAGUGCUUCAACCAAGCCCUUCUUGCCAAACGUGCAUGGAGAUUACAUAAUGAUACCAAGUCCCUACUCCACCACGUGUUGAAAGCAAGGUAUUACAAGAAUGAUGGGUUUAUUGAUGCUAGAAGAGGGUACGACCCGAGUUACACAUGGAGAAGCAUUUGGGGUUCCAAGUCUCUGUUGUUGGACGGGCUGAAAUGGAGCGUGGGAAAUGGCUUGAGCAUAGGGGUAUGGGAUGAAGCAUGGCUGCCGGGGGAUAGUGUUGUUAAUGUGACCACUCAAUAUGGGUGCGGGUGUUUGGAACGAUAA
Messenger RNA from Spinacia oleracea (spinach), 402 nucleotides. RefSeq lists its product as uncharacterized. The record is from RefSeq and is a predicted model, not a curated record. The transcript has a single exon. Bases 1 to 402 code for a protein of 133 amino acids. Lineage: Eukaryota; Viridiplantae; Streptophyta; Magnoliopsida; Caryophyllales; Amaranthaceae.